GCGAGAAGACCCCAGAAGAUGCUGCCUCUCCUGCUCAUCUGUGUCCUACCUGCCACCAGCGGGAAGAACUGCCUCCUCUGCUGGCCAGAAAUAUCUCCCCUGAUAGACUACGACCUGCAGAUUCUCUGGGGCAGCCCGGGGCCCCCCCUAGAACUCUCCCGAAACCGUGACCACUUGGAGGAAGCAACAGCCAAACUCUUCACCGAAGUAGACCAAACCAUUAAAACAUUACGGUUCGAUAAGUCAGUACUUCUGGAAGAGAUUCAGACGCACAAGACUCUCUUUGCUGAGAGGCUGAACGACGUGUCUGAGGGGCUGAAGGAGAAAGACACGUCCUCCACAGUGGAGGUGACCAACUGUGCCAACUGCAGGACUCACUUCCUCUCCUGCGGGGACCCCACUUUCUGCCCAGCCAGGCCCCGGUGGCCCUCCAAGUGGGCUGUGAGCCUCAGCCUUGCUCUGCUCCUGGCAGUAGCUGGAGAGGUUACUUUUUCUGGCGCAGGAAGAAAGAAGCAGUAA
This is a messenger RNA of Lemur catta (Ring-tailed lemur), 519 nucleotides long. It is a transcript of the gene TEX51, whose product is annotated as testis expressed 51. NCBI's taxonomy places the organism in Eukaryota, Metazoa, Chordata, Mammalia, Primates, Lemuridae. The transcript has 6 exons. The record is from RefSeq and is a predicted model, not a curated record. The coding region runs from base 19 to 519 and encodes 166 amino acids.